Aedes albopictus (Asian tiger mosquito) is the source of this 1527-nucleotide messenger RNA. RefSeq lists its product as uncharacterized. The transcript has a single exon. The record is from RefSeq and is a predicted model, not a curated record. NCBI's taxonomy places the organism in Eukaryota, Metazoa, Arthropoda, Insecta, Diptera, Culicidae. Gene Ontology annotation, molecular function: nucleic acid binding. Bases 1 to 1527 code for a protein of 508 amino acids.
AUGACCUCUUCGUCAACAGUUAGCAACAUAGUCCAGUUGCACGUCUUCGUCGAUGCGAGCGAGAAAGGGUACGCAGCGGUCGCCUACUUUCGAUUCGAGGAGGGAAAUGCUGUCGAAUGUGCUUUCGUAACGGCCAAAACACGCGUCGCCCCUCUGAACUAUGUGUCGAUCCCACGGCUGGAGCUUCAAGCAGCGGUGAUUGGCGCCAGGCUAGCGAAGAUGAUAGGAGAAACUCAUAGAAAUCAUAUACGCGAGCGGUUCUUCUGGUCUGAUUCUAAAGACGUGCUAUGUUGGCUACGUUCGGAUCACAGGAGAUUCGACAGAUUCGUUGGCGCUAGAGUGGGAGAAAUUCUUGGAAACACCGAAGCAUCUGAGUGGCUGUGGAUACCUACAAAGCUGAACGUAGCUGAUGAAGGUACGAAGUGGCAGAAGCUGCCUGACCUCUCUCCGUCGAGCCGAUGGUUUAUGGGGCCAGAUUUCAUGUGGCAGCAACAAAACACCUGGCCAGCGCAGCCGAAGUAUCACGAAGGAGCUGUCGCCUCAGUCAAUGCGCACGCAGUUUACGAAACCGUACUCAACUUUGCCAAAUAUUCCAACUGGCGGAAGCUUGUACGAACCACAGCGUAUAUUCUUCGGUUCGUAGGAAACUUGCGUACUAGAAUCCAAAAGCGGCCAUUAGUCACCGGUACUCUGAGGCAGCCGGAGCUGAUUGAAGCGGAACGCUGCAUCUACCGUCAAACUCAGCUGGAUGCGUAUGGCGAAGAAAUUGCAUUUCUACAAAGUAGCGAGAAGGAAAAAGAGGAGAUGACUAUACCAAAAAGUAGCUCGCUCUACAAGUUAUCGCCUUUUCUAGACGUUCACGGAGUUCUCCGCACGCAAGGAAGGACUAGCGGUUGUCAGUAUGUCGACGCUGAAGCUAUCCAUACCAUUGUGUUGCCGAGGAAGCACCCGAUUACGAUAUUGGUGGUGCAAUUCACCCAUGAGCGCUACCACCACCUCAAUCACGAAACUAUCGUUAACGAACUGCGCCAGAAGUAUUGGAUCCCACGGCUCCGUAGUGUUUGCAACAAGGUUCGUCGACAAUGUCAGCACUGCAAGAACGCUAGGGCUCAACCCCAGCCACCCGUUAUGGCCGAUCUCCCUUCAGCUCGGCUAGCUGCAUACUCUCGUCCAUUUUCUUUUGCCGGGAUCGAUUAUUUCGGACCAAUUCAAGUCGUCGUGGGAAGGCGUACCGAGAAGAGAUGGGGCGUGCUGAUCACGUGCCUGGCGGUACCCGCUAUCCACAUAAAAAUCGCACACUCACUCAAUACUAGCUCCUGCAUCAUGGCCUUGCGGAACUUCAUGGCCAGACGAGGGACCCCUUUGGAGUUGUUUAGCGACAGGGGAACGAAUUUUGUGGGCUCUAACCGCGAACUGACCGAAGCUGUUCGACACUUGGACCAGGAUCAGCUAAUGCAAGAAUUCGUUACACCGAAUACCAAGUGGACGUUCCUGCCUCCAAGCAGUCCACAUAUGGGUGGAUGCUAG